AAAAAAAAAAAAAACCUAGGUGGGGACUUGGGGCCCUUGGGGAGUAUUUGUAAUCAAACCCUUGAUCGCUAAUCACUACUACUACAAACUCGAAACCCUCAUCUUCGCUCAGGGAGUUUCUUCUCAAAUCCCUACUUCUUCUGCUUGCUUCGAUUUUCAUUCAGCCAUGGGUUCUGAUGCUGAUAUGGAGGACUAUGGGUUUGAGUACUCAGAUGAGGAGCCUGAGGAACAGGAUGUGGACAUUGAGAACCAAUAUUACAACUCAAAAGGUUUGGUUGAAGCCGACCCCGAAGGAGCACUUGAGGGUUUUGCUGAAGUAGUUCGGAUGGAACCUGAGAAGGCUGAGUGGGGAUUCAAAGCUCUGAAGCAGACUGUUAAGCUCUACUACAGAUUAGGGAAGUAUAAAGAAAUGAUGGAUACUUACAGGGUGAUGCUCACUUAUAUCAAAUCAGCUGUGACACGAAAUUACAGUGAAAAAUGUAUAAACAACAUCAUGGAUUUUGUUUCUGGACCAGCUAGUCAGGACUCCAGUCUCUUGCAAGAGUUCUAUGAGACAACCUUAAAGGCCCUUGAAGAGGCAAAGAAUGAGAGGCUCUGGUUUAAGACAAAUCUAAAGCUCUGCAAGAUUUGGUUCGAUAUGGGUGAAUAUGGGAGAAUGAGUAAGAUUUUGAAGGAACUACACAAAUCUUGCCAAAAAGAUGGUACAGAUGAUGAAAAGAAAGGAACACAACUCUUGGAGGUGUAUGCAAUUGAGAUACAAAUGUACACUGAAACUAAGGAUAACAAAAGGCUCAUGCAACUAUACCAAAAAGCAUUGUCUAUCAAAUCUGCAAUACCGCAUCCUAGAAUCAUGGGAAUCAUUCGCGAGUGUGGUGGGAAAAUGCAUAUGGCAGAACGUCAAUGGGCUGAGGCAGCCACAGAUUUCUUUGAAGCUUUUAAGAACUAUGAUGAAGCUGGUAACCAGAGGCGUAUCCAGUGUCUGAAAUAUUUGGUUCUGGCUAAUAUGCUGAUGGAAUCUGAAGUUAACCCAUUUGAUGGGCAAGAAGCAAAGCCGUAUAAAAAUGACCCUGAGGUUUUGGCGAUGACAAAUUUGAUAGCCGCAUAUCAACGGAAUGAGAUAUUGGAAUUUGAGAAAAUCCUUAAGACUAACAGAAGGACGAUAAUGGACGAUCCGUUUAUUAGGAAUUACAUUGAAGAUCUCUUGAAGAAGGUUAGGACCCUAGUGUUGCUAAAGUUAAUCAAGCCUUACACAAGAAUUCGUAUGCCCUUCAUAUCAAAGGAGCUUAACAUUCCAGAGAAGGACGUUGAGGAAUUGUUGGUUUCUCUAAUCUUGGAUAAUCGUAUCCAUGGGCACAUCGAUCAAGUCAACCGGCUGUUAGAGUGCGGUGACAGCUCAAAGGGAAUAAAGAAGUACUCCGCCAUUGAUAAAUGGAAUACACAACUCAAGUCCCUCAAUCUAACCAUCACCAACAGAGUAUGUUGAGAUCAUAUACAAGGAAAUGGCGCCUUUAGGAUUUUGACUCUGGCUUGAUAUCAUGUUCUCUUUUGCCGUGAUGUAAGUUCUAUGCUAGUUAAGAGGCAUUCUGCAACUCAUAUACUGCAACUUAAAGGUGAAAAUUUCUGAUCGUACAAGCGUGUAUGAAGCCCAAAUCGGCAAUUUUCAAGGAUCUAGGCCCAUGUCCUGGAGCGGAUAAUUUUUAUGACGUUUUGGCUUGAUAACUAGUUAUGACUACUACUCUUUGAUCUAGUCGACGGAAGUAAAGAUAUUUCUGGUUUAGAGAUGGACGAAAACCAACAAAUGUUUUCUCCAGUUCCCCUAUGAAUAUGUAUAGACAUGUUGAAAGAACUUCAGAUGGUACUAUUGAGGAUCAAAAAGCCCCUUUACUCA
This is a messenger RNA of Rhododendron vialii, 1888 nucleotides long. Its product is annotated as COP9 signalosome complex subunit 2-like. Bases 167 to 1483 code for a protein of 438 amino acids. Gene Ontology annotation, cellular component: COP9 signalosome. Gene Ontology annotation, biological process: protein deneddylation. NCBI's taxonomy places the organism in Eukaryota, Viridiplantae, Streptophyta, Magnoliopsida, Ericales, Ericaceae. The transcript has 12 exons. The record is from RefSeq and is a predicted model, not a curated record.